Molecule: messenger RNA, 1849 nt
Organism: Nerophis ophidion (straightnose pipefish)
Lineage: Eukaryota; Metazoa; Chordata; Actinopteri; Syngnathiformes; Syngnathidae
Product: zinc finger protein 391-like
Exons: 2
Coding region: 302-1813 (503 amino acids)
Biological process (GO): regulation of transcription by RNA polymerase II
Cellular component (GO): nucleus
Molecular function (GO): RNA polymerase II cis-regulatory region sequence-specific DNA binding; DNA-binding transcription factor activity, RNA polymerase II-specific
Source: RefSeq, a predicted model, not a curated record
ACGGAAGACAUCAGAAAGAGCACAUCGAAGGAGAAAGACGCUAAUAAGUCAGUCUUAUUAUUUGUUCUACAGUUUUAAAUAUUUACGUCGUAUAACAUACAUAUUUGAUUCUUUAGUUAAGGAUAAAGUGGUCUGGAUGCGCUAGAUGCACUGUGCCGCUUCUCGUGCUAUCUUUGCUUGUUAGUUAGCUUAGCUCGCUAGUUAGCUUAGCUUGUUAGCUGCUAACAGAAGACACAGAAGUUAUCAACACAUCGCUAAGUAGAGAUCAAGUGUGAGAGUAAAGUGUUGUGAUUGUGUGAAAAUGUCUACAUUACAAAUGUUGAGAGCGUUGGUGGAUCAGCGACUAACUGCUGCCGUUGAAGAAAUAUUUGUAGUGUUAGAAAGAACGAUAGCAGAAUACGCGGCGGAACUUUCUAGAACAAAGGAGCGACAACAUCAACUACUGGACGCUGUUUUCAAGAAACAUCAAGUUGUGUUACACAGAACAGAUGUCGAAGAACAUCUUUUUCGUGAGCAGGAAGAGGAACCACAGUCCCCCCACAUUAAAGAGGAAGUUGAGACGCCACAGACCCAUAGUGUUAAACUGACCCUUCACAUUAAAGGGCAAGCAGAGGACCCACUUAACUUACACAUCAAAAAUAAAGAGGAGGACCCACUGACCCCUCACAUUAAACAGGAAGAGGAGUACCCACUGACCCCUUACUUCAAAGAGGAAGAGGAGGACCAAGAGGCGCCGCACAUUAAAGAGGAAGAGGAGGAAGAGGGCAUCAGUCAGCCUAAAUGGUUGGAGGAGUUCCCAGUGACUGGUGUCCCUGUGAAGAGUGAAGAUGAUGAGGUGAAAGGUGAAAGUGAGGAGAGGGGAGGGGGGGAGCCUCCAAGCAGCAGCUCAACACAACACAUGACAACAGAAGCUGAUGGAGACCACUGUGGAGGAUCACAAGCAGACAAGCUCUUAGCUCCACUAUCAGAUAGUGAGGACACAACGUCACACUCUCCUGACACUGAUGAUGAAGACUCUAAAGAUGAUAAGACAUGUCACACUGACAACACUCACUUCACUUGUUCUCACUGUCACAAAACUUUUAAAUACCCAAGUCUUCUGAAAGAACACAUGAGAACACACACUGGAGAAAAACCUUUUUCUUGUUCAAUCUGUAGUAAAGGUUUUACACGUCACCUUUUGAAAAGACACAUGAGAACACACACUGGAGAAAAACCUUUUUCUUGUUCAAUCUGUGGUAAAGGUUUUACACAACGUCAACAUUUGAAAGUCCACAUGAGAACACACACUGGUGAAAAAACCUUUUCUUGUUCAAUCUGUGGUAAAGGUUUUGCACAAAGUAAUAAUUUGAAAAGACACAAGAGAACACACACUGGAGAAAAACCUUUUUCCUGUUCGACCUGUGGUAAAGGUUUUACAAGAAGUACAGAUGUGAAAGUACACAUGACAACACACACUGGUGAAAAACCUUUUUCUUGUUCAAUCUGUGGUAAAGGUUUUACAGAAAGUCAGAAUUUGAAAAGACACAUGAGAACACACACUGGUGAAAAACCUUUUUCCUGUUCAAUCUGUGGUAAAGGUUUUACAGACAGUCCAACUUUGAAAAGACACAAGAGAAUACACACUAGUGAAAAACCUUUUUCCUGUUCAAUCUGUAACAGAAGCUUUGGUGAACAAUCAAAGCUUGUAAUACACAUGAGAAGACACCCAGGAGAGAAAGUGUUGAGUUGCAGUGUGUGUGGUGAAAGAUUGUCUUCUAAGUACCAGUGUAAGAAACACAAGUGUGCUGGUGAGAACAGCAGCAGCAAAUGAAACUGCAGGAUUUGAAAUAAACUGUCCAGACUUUCA